CAUCCACUGCGGUAUCCAACGCAUGUGGUUUCAUAGAAAUGUACAAACCCUGCAGACAGCAGGCUGCCUGCAGCUGACAGCCUGCUCUAUGUGACUGCACGUCUAUGUGCGCACAGCCGACGCUCCUCGGGGUCAAAAGCGGACAUCGAGACGUCUCCUCACCGGUGAAUGAAUGGCGAUGACGGCAGUGAGAGCGGUGGCAGCGGGGGGCCCGGCGUCUUUGUCCCGGUUCAGAGGAGCGCUGGUCGCGGCUGUGCUGGGGGAUUGUGUCGGAGGAGAGUUUGAAGGAGCGGAGGAGGUCCCGAUGGAGAGCGUGCUGCAGCACCUCAGCAACCUGGACGACGAGACCAAAGGGACGGGUAUCCUUGAGUACAGUGACGACACUGCAAUGGCACGCUGUGUGGUCCAGUCUCUUCUCACCCGUGCCGGCUUUGAUGAGCAGGACAUGGCUCGCAGGUUUGCUAAGGAGUACAGUAUGUCCCCGGGUCGUGGCUAUGGUUCUGGAGUGAUCCAGGUGUUGAAGAAGCUGUCCUCCCCUCAGCUCACUGACGUGUACCAGCCGGCCAAGGACCAGUUCAAUGGUCGAGGCUCCUUUGGGAAUGGGGGAGCCAUGAGGGCGGCUCCCUUCGCGCUGGCUUUCCCCAAACCGGCUGAUGUUAAAAGGUGCGCCCGUCAGGGUGCCAUGCUGACCCACUCCUGCUCUCUGGGGUACAAUGGUGCAGUGCUGCAGGCGUUAGCUGUGCACCUCGCCCUGCAGGGGGCAAUAGACAUGCCCCAGCAGUUCAUCAGCAGGCUGAUCACAGAGAUGGAGGAGGUGGAGGGCAACGAGGAGACACGCAACGAUGCCCGGAUCCUAACAGAAGCAGAGAAGCCGUUCUGCGAGCGCCUCCACAGAGUUAGAGACCUGAUGGACAGGAGCAAGGUCAGCAUAGAGGAGGUCAUUUCUGAGCUGGGUAACGGCAUUGCGGCGCUCCACUCGGUCCCCACCGCCAUCUUCUGCGUCCUCCACUGCCUGCAGCCCAGAGAAUGCCUCCCGGCGAACUACGGCGGCCUGGAGAGGACGAUAGCGUACAGCCUGGCCCUGGGAGGGGACACAGACACCAUAGCCUGCAUGGCGGGGGCCAUCGCCGGGGCCCACUAUGGCAUCGAGACCAUUCCUCAGUCGUGGAUUAGGUGCUGCGAGGGGGCAGAUGACGCAGACAUGAACGCAGAGCGGCUCCACAUGCUGUACUGCCAGUCCUCACAGGGAAGCAGCGGGAGUGGGAUGGGGGAGCGGAGCUGUGAAGACCCAUCAGAAAGUCGGUCAAACGCUUCUAACGGCACAGAGAAGAAAGCUGGAGCUGAGUGAUUCUUCAACUGGAGUUUGAAAAAAAAAAAAAAAAAAAAAAAGACUCUUGAACGCACACCGCAAGUUCAACUUACACUUGAUAAAUACCUUUUUGUUUUUCGGGCUGUGUUGGUUAAAUGGGAACUUAUGAUUAAGGGCAAGCUAUCUCUACAUUGCAACAUUAUCUAUGAGGUCAAAAAGGGUCAUUAAAAAAACAAAUAAAAAAAACAAAUAAGCUUAAUUUGUCAGGUAACAGAAUAGUGAUUCCGAACAAACAAGAAACAUCAAUAUGUCAGAUGGACUAGAUUGACUGUGUGAUAUCAGUCAUACAGAAAUUUGGUCUCUGUGCGCGCGCACACACACACACACACACACACACACACACACACACACACACGCACUCUCUAACACACCUCUCCGCUCUGUGUUGAACAAUCCUUUGUCCUGUGAAAGUUGCACUAUGUUGGCCAUGUCUUGUUUUAUCCUUUUGCUGGAUAACAAUUAUUUAAUAAACUUUUUUUUUUCUUAAUUCA
This is a messenger RNA of Anoplopoma fimbria (sablefish), 1860 nucleotides long. RefSeq names its product ADP-ribosylserine hydrolase (gene adprs). Gene Ontology annotation, cellular component: mitochondrion; nucleus. The record is from RefSeq and is a predicted model, not a curated record. NCBI's taxonomy places the organism in Eukaryota, Metazoa, Chordata, Actinopteri, Perciformes, Anoplopomatidae. The transcript is spliced from 7 exons. The coding region runs from base 173 to 1348 and encodes 391 amino acids.